This is a messenger RNA of Sinocyclocheilus grahami, 3372 nucleotides long. RefSeq names its product E3 ubiquitin-protein ligase RNF19A. Gene Ontology annotation, molecular function: zinc ion binding; ubiquitin-protein transferase activity. Lineage: Eukaryota; Metazoa; Chordata; Actinopteri; Cypriniformes; Cyprinidae. Bases 136 to 2766 code for a protein of 876 amino acids. The transcript is spliced from 9 exons. The record is from RefSeq and is a predicted model, not a curated record. Gene Ontology annotation, biological process: protein ubiquitination.
AUAUGUGGGCGGAGCCGCCGCCAGACGGAGGCCAGUGAGUCAGAGACGAGGACGGACCGACUGCAACCCGACUAAACAACUCCCUCAAGUAACUUAGCCUUCUUCUGACACCGCACUCGGAGUUUGUCGCCUGGGAUGAAAUGCUUUUACGUGGAUGACUUGAAAGAUCAGGUCGAGAUCCAGCCUGGUGACUCCAAACUGACCCGUGUGUCCCAACUUGAGCUGCCUGGCUCAAGGGAGCAGCUUGCGGAGAGUUCACCACCAUGUCUUAACACCUCACGCUCCCCUCUGAAAACCCUGUCCCCCCUUCCCUCUCUCUCCCCUCCCUCCCCCUCCUCCUCCUCCUCCCCUCCUGCCCUCCCUGUAGAAGCUUCCCAGUCCUUUGGAAACCACAGUGCCUCCUCUGGAGAAAUGAGUCUGCAUCAGCCGCAGCAGGGGUCCGAGAGGGACCUUCCCUCGGCUGCCUCAUCCGUCAGUCUGCCCUCCGUACGGAAGACGCCUAAAAAACGCCGCAUCUCGCUGCGCUCUCUGUUCCGCCGGCGUUGCGGGGACCCCAAAUCCCGCAAGUCGCGUGCACUAGCCGCCGGAGGGGACGGCAUCGCUAGUGUGGAGAGCGUGCAGUCGGAAAUGUGCCAGCAGCAGGAUCACGCCUCUGCGCUUUCUGCUCCCGGUGUGGCCUCCACCUCAUCUUCAUCUUCCUCAUCCUCAGCUUCCACCUCUGAACUGCUGGAGUGCCCGCUGUGCCUGCUGCGCCACACCAGAGAUCGCUUCCCUGACAUCAUGACAUGCCACCACCGCUCUUGUGCCGACUGCCUCCGACAGUAUCUGCGCAUCGAGAUCUCUGAGAGCAGGGUCAACAUCAGCUGCCCAGAGUGCUCCGAGCGCUUCAACCCCCACGACAUCCGCAUGAUACUCAACGACCGUGUGCUCAUGGAGAAAUAUGAGGAGUUCAUGCUGCGCCGCUGGCUGGUGGCCGACCCUGACUGCCGCUGGUGCCCUGCUCCAGACUGCGGGUAUGCAGUCAUUGCCUUCGGUUGUGCCAGCUGUCCAAAGAUUACCUGUGGUCGUGAGGGCUGUGGGACUGAGUUCUGUUACCACUGUAAACAGCUGUGGCACCCAAAUCAGACCUGUGACGCCGCCCGACAGCAGAGAGCUCAGAGUCUCCGGCUGAGACCCUUCAGAUCAUCAUCACUCAGCUACAGCCAGGAGAGCGGCGCUGCUGCCGAUGACAUAAAGCCGUGUCCCCGCUGUGCGGCCUACAUCAUCAAGAUGAAUGAUGGGAGCUGUAAUCACAUGACCUGCGCUGUGUGUGGCUGUGAGUUCUGCUGGCUGUGUAUGAAGGAGAUCUCUGACCUGCACUACUUAAGUCCUUCAGGAUGCACGUUCUGGGGUAAGAAACCUUGGAGCAGGAAGAAGAAAAUCCUGUGGCAGUUGGGCACACUUGUGGGCGCUCCGGUUGGCAUUGCACUGAUUGCUGGCAUUGCCGUACCUGCAAUGAUCAUUGGGAUUCCUGUGUAUGUGGGCAGAAAGUCAUCAUGUGCAGGUAUAGGAGUGCCCAUCAUGUUGGCGUACGUCUACGGUGUGGUGCCCAUCUCUCUGUGCCGCAGCGGUGGUUGCGGCGUGUCUGCGGGGAAUGGUAAAGGCGUGCGCAUCGAGUUUGAUGACGAGAACGACAUGAACGUGGGCACCGGAGCCGCUGUGACUGACACCACUUCGGUAGCAGAGACCAGGCAUAACCCCAGCAUCGGCGAGGGCAGUGUGGGGGGUCUGACGGGCAGCCUGAGUGCCAGCGGGAGCCACAUGGAGCGUAUUGGAGCAAUGAGAGACAACCUGAGCGAGAACGCCAGCACUAUGGCCCUCGCCGGGGCCAGCAUCACUGGCAGCUUGUCAGGAAGUGCCAUGGUCAACUGCUUUAACAGGUUGGAGGUUCAAGCUGAUGUUCAAAAGGAGCGUUGCAGUCUGAGCGGGGAGUCUGGCACCGUCAGUCUGGGGACAAUCAGUGACAACGCUAGUACCAAAGCAAUGGCUGGAUCCAUUCUCAACGCCUACCUGCCUCUGGACAGGGAUGGGAACAGUAUGGAGGUGCAGGUGGAUGUGGAGUCCAAGCGAGGGAAGCUCAGGCACCACAGUGGCAGCAGCAGUAUGGACGACGGCAGCAGCGGAGGACACGGGGCCGGCGUUUGCCCCGCCGGCUGUCCCCACGAGGGCAAAUGUGUUACCUCUCACUGGGCCAAGGAGCCGUCCUCCACCACCUCCUCUUCCUCUGGCAAGAAGAGCAAAGGCAAGCUGCGCAAAAAGAGUGGCGGAACCAAGAUCAACGAGACACGUGAAGACAUGGACGCCCAGCUGCUAGAGCGCCGCAGCACCAACUCCAGCGAGUUAGACUCGCCCUCUCUGAGCGGCAGCCUGCCGUCUGUGGCCGACUCACACUCCAGCCACUUCUCAGAGUUCAGCUGCUCCGACCUGGAUGCCUGCAGACCGCCCUGCUACGAGUCUCACGUCCGACAUCCCAACACAGGCGGGGCGGUCAGCCCUCUUCCAGAGGUCGAGAACGACCGGCUGGAGAACUGUCCCGCGUCUGGGACCCUCCCACAAGCUGCGGUCGCCCCUCUGACCCCGGACGGGCCGGCAGAGUGCCCGCUAUGCUACAUUGCAGAGGAGAAUGUGAGUUUAAUAUGUGCGGGCCAGAGCUCGCCUAAAGAACGCAAUAACCUUCCUCAGCCGACUAGUCCUGUGCGUAACGCCUGCAUUCAAACAGAGAUAUAAACAGAUGGGUUGAGUUGACCCACAUGCUAGCUUUCACAGCUAACCUCAACACCAACUUUAUUACCAAGGAUUGCACACUGAAUUGAAGAUUUUAAAGCUUGUUUCAUGGAGGUUUAACGUCUUGGUCGGUCGAUUAUUCGAAUGUUAGAGAAGGAACGCCACUAUUUACACUGGUCAAGGGCAGGAUGCGCCUUCAGAAAGCUCGCCGUGACCAAAGGCUACCGUUUGACCGACAGUCGGUCAGUGCAGUACAGUUAGACCGAAGCUCGGAUAAGAUUCAGAAAGGCAACAGAUGAAUGUAAGGCGGGAAGUGAUGCACAGAUACUGAUGGUGAUGUAGCUGUCAAUCACACAUGCCUCAGUGUUCAGGGUCGCUGCGAUCAAGAGCCUGAGGAACGAGUGCGUUGAUGAAACGUGUCCAGCUCAUUUUCAGCCCAAAAUUAGAAGGAAAGAAGAGAAAUAUCAUUCCUUGCAGAGUGGAAAUGAAGCCUCUGUUUAGGACUAGAUUUGUGACAAAUUCGUGUAAAUUAAAGGGAUGGUUCACCCAAAAAUGAACAUUCUGUCAUAAUUUUUACCCUCAUGCCGUUUGAAACCUGAACAUAAAAGA